Molecule: messenger RNA, 1516 nt
Organism: Cynoglossus semilaevis (tongue sole)
Lineage: Eukaryota; Metazoa; Chordata; Actinopteri; Pleuronectiformes; Cynoglossidae
Product: phosphatidylinositol 5-phosphate 4-kinase type-2 gamma-like
Exons: 10
Biological process (GO): phosphatidylinositol phosphate biosynthetic process
Cellular component (GO): plasma membrane
Molecular function (GO): 1-phosphatidylinositol-5-phosphate 4-kinase activity; 1-phosphatidylinositol-4-phosphate 5-kinase activity
Source: RefSeq, a predicted model, not a curated record
CCUGCCUCCUCCUCCUCCAACCAUCUCAACAACUUGGCGCCUAAAAGUAAAACCAAGAAGAAACACUUUGUUCAGCAGAAAGUGAAGGUGUUCAGAGCUGGUGACCCCGUGGUGAGCGUCCUGAUGUGGGGGGUCAACCACACGAUCACUGAGCUGAUCCAGGUUCCUGUUCCUGUCAUGCUGCUUCCAGACAAUUUCAAAGCCUGUGCCAAGAUAAAAGUCUGCAACCACCUCUUCAACAAAGAGAAUCUUCCUGGUCAGUUCAAGUUCAAAGAGUACUGCCCUCAAGUGUUCAGAAACCUGCGAGAACAUUUUGGCAUCGACGACCAGGAUUUUCGGGUGUCUCUGACCCGCAGUCCUCCAGUCAGAGAGGAAGGACAUCUGCUGACAUCACACGACCACACGCUGGUGGUGAAGGAAGUGUCCAGUGAGGAGGUGGAGGAAAUGCACAGCAUUCUGUCAGAGUAUCACCAGCACAUCGUCACCUGCUACGGCAGUACUCUACUGCCUCAGUUCCUGGCCAUGUACAGAGUGACGGUGGAGAGUGAGGACACCUACCUGUUGGUCAUGAGGAACGUGUUCAGCCAUAGACUGCAUGUCCACAAGAAGUACGACCUUAAGGGCUCCCUGGUGUCUCGAGAGGCAAGUUUCAAAGAGAAGGAUAAAGAGCUGCCCACGUACAAGGACAUGGACUUCAGGAACAAGAUGCAAAAGGUUUAUGUGGGUGAAGAGGAGAAGGAAAAGAUUUUGGACAAACUGAACAGAGACACUGAGUUUCUCGCCCGUAUGAAGCUGAUGGACUACAGCCUGCUGCUGGGCAUCCAUGAUGUUGAACAGGCUGAGCAGGAGGAGGAGGAAGAUGAGGAGGAUGAAGAGGAGGAGUUGUAUCACGAAGACGAAGAUGAUGAUGAUGAAAACGGGCUGCCCCCUGCUCCGGGCUCCACGUCGCCCCAGGGCAUCGCCGGCUACAUGAACUCCUUCAAACCCAUGGGUCCUGGGGAGUUUGACCCGUACGUGGACGUGUACGCUGUUCAGAGCUCUGUAGGUGCGCCCCGGAGAGAGGUGUAUUUCAUGGGUCUGAUUGACGUGCUGACACAGUACGAUACCAAGAAGAAAGCGGCUCACGCUGCCAAGGCUGUCAAACACGGGGCGGGAGCAGAAAUCUCCACCGUUCACCCCGAGCAGUACGCCAAACGUUUCAGAGAGUUCACCGCCAAGAUCUUUGCCUAGCUUAAAGACUUAGACCAACGUCUGCGUGGGACUGUGGCUUGGAUUACACAGCACAGAUUAUGAAGCACAACAUUUGCUGUGGAAGGAUUAGAACGUAGGAGGGUCGUGAAUACGAAACCUCAGAAUCCCACAAAACGGGUUUGUUUUCAUUUGUAACUAAUAUAUAAAACCAAGAUUUAUCACUGACGAUCCAUCGGAUUAAAACGUUAAUCGUCAGAAUGAAACUGACGCCAUAUGUUAAAUAAAUCCAUGGUAUAUUCACUCAUUGUUGCUCUAAUACACAGUG